Messenger RNA from Ruditapes philippinarum (Manila clam), 17937 nucleotides. Its product is annotated as intermembrane lipid transfer protein VPS13D-like. The record is from RefSeq and is a predicted model, not a curated record. Gene Ontology annotation, biological process: protein retention in Golgi apparatus; protein targeting to vacuole; mitochondrion organization. Lineage: Eukaryota; Metazoa; Mollusca; Bivalvia; Venerida; Veneridae. The coding region runs from base 178 to 13191 and encodes 4337 amino acids. The transcript is spliced from 74 exons. Gene Ontology annotation, molecular function: protein binding. Gene Ontology annotation, cellular component: extrinsic component of membrane.
CUGUAAAUAUCACAGUAAACAUUUUCUACCGGUGCACCGUCUUGACCGUGAAAAUGAAAAUCGAAACAAACGCAAUUAUAUAAAUUCCUAAUAUAUCUGUUCAGUUAAGACGAAUUUCGGUGUUACAGUAAAAGGAUGCAGGAGAUAAAAGAAAGAGAGUUAUAAUAAAAUACUACAAUGUUAGAGGGACUAGCAGCAUGGGUUUUGAACACCUACGUAGGGGAGUAUGUAGAGAAUUUGAACACACAUCAGCUGUCCAUAGCAUUAUUGCAGGGAGCUGUGGAACUAGAGAAUUUGCCAUUGAAGAAAGAUGCACUCAAAAGUCUUGGUUUACCCCUACAAGUCAAGUCAGGUUUUAUUGGAAAGAUCACAUUACAAAUUCCUCUACGUAGACUACACAGUGAACCAUGGGUGAUUUCUAUAGAAAGAUUAUAUCUUGUUGCUGGACCAUUGAAAAAUGCUGAGUAUGAUGAAGAAAAAGAAAAGGCAAGCGAGGCAGCUAGGAAAGAUAAAAUGCUUGAGGCUCUUGAAGCUAAAUUACAGGUUCAAAAAGAAGUGAAACAAGAGUCUUCCUGGUUUUCUUAUGGUACUUCUGUAGUGGCAAACAUUCUAGAAAACUUACAGUUGAAUAUCAAAGAUGUGCACAUCCGCUAUGAAGAUGAUAUUACCAAUCCUACUUGUCCAUUCUCAUUUGGUGUUGUCAUCAAAAAUCUAAGUGCUCAAAGUACAGAUGGAUCUUGGACACCGAAGUUUGUGAGCAGGGACAAUGUAGAGCUUAUGCACAAGCUGGUAGAUUUGAACAAUUUCUCUAUCUACUUUGAUACCAACACUACAUUGGUUGGACAUCUUCCUAAAAAUAAAAUGACGGACAAUUUACAGAGGGAGAUGUAUGUUUCAAGUAUAACAAAACAAUUCAAGGAACAUGAGUAUAUUCUGUCACCUGUGUCAGCCAAAGCAAAGAUGAAACGUUUUACCACACCGCUCCCACUUCGUGACAAGAUGGUUCCCCGUAACAAUAUAGACUUGAACCUUGAGAACAUGGCUUUUACACUAAGUGAGAACCAGUACAGAAAUAUUGUCAUGUUACUGAGAGAGUUUGAGAAGUAUGAGAAGAGUAAACCAUUUAGGAAAUGGAGACCGCACUGCCCUGUGGCAAACAAUGCAAAGAAAUGGUGGCAGUUUGCUAUUAAAGCUAAAGUUUCUCAAAUACAAGAUAGAAACAGAAGAUUAACAAAGGAUUUUAUCAUAACAAGGGUUCAAGAUAUUGUUGUCUAUAUCAAAAUUUACACAUCUCAGUUAAAGAAGGAAUAUAUCGAUAAUACAUUAAAAGAAAGACAAGCCGAGAUAGAGCAAGAAUGGACAUUUGAUGAAAUAAAGAUAAUCAGAGAAUAUGUUUUAAGAAAGUUGAUCAGACAAGGUGUCCUGUCUAAGGCACCCUCUCCUGAACCUGAGCCUGGUACCAAAAAAUCAGCUGAUAGCCCUCCUGAAGAUAAAUCUUUACUACAGCGCUGGUUCCCAGGAUGGGGAGGAUGGUAUGGUUCCCAGCAAGGAUCUGAUACCAGCAUGGUACCAGAUGAAGGAGAUAAUGUUGAUAGAACUGAUGAACCUCCUGUAAAAAUAUCCAAGUCUGAGCUAGAACAAGAGUUGAGGGAUGAGGUAGAGUUUGUACUAGGAGAUGGAGAAGAUGAUAAAUCUGUACUGAAGAGAGAUGCUGUGUUUGCUAAACUCAAUUUUUGUUUGAAUAAUGGCUCAUUCAAAGUACAAGGGAAUAAAACUAUGUCUGAAUCUCAAGAUGUACAAAGUUACAGUAUACUAGAGUUAGAAUGUUCAGCUAUAGAAAUGAUGUUUGAAUCACGUCCUAGAACUGGUGGUUUCACAUUUGGUCUUGAUGUAGGCGGACUGAGACUUCUAGAUAAGAUGACAGAACACACACAGUUUCCAUGCCUUGUGGGAUCACAAAAUAAGGAGAGGUUUGGAAUAAAGAGACAGAUAGGGACACCAGGAACACCAGGCUAUCAGAAAUCCUCUAAAAUUACCCCAGUACAAGAAGAGACAGAAGAAAAAUUGUUUGCACUGAAGUUUGAGAAAAAUCCAUUUCAAACAGCAGCUAAUUACAGGUUCAGCAUAUUAACACAGCCACUUGACAUUGUGUAUAACACUGAAGCUUUAAGGCGGAUCAAGGAAGUGUUCUCAUCUAAGAAUAUCUAUGUUGCCAAGAAGAGUGAAAGUGCCUUGUCCAGUGCUGCUAGGAGACAGUAUGAAACACUGAAACGACAGACACAGGCCGAGUUGAAACAUUCAUUGGAACAGAUACUAGAGGGGUCAGAGAAGGCAAAGAGAUGGGAGAUAAAUCUUGAUGUGGCAGCCCCACAGAUCAUCAUACCUGAGAAUUUUGUAUCAGAUAAUACAAGUAUGGUAGUGUUAGAUCUAGGACACCUGAAGCUACACAACACACAGACUGGAACACCUAAUACUGAGAGUACAGAGAAUAAUGAAGACGAGUUUCUUACACCAAUGUCAACUCCACCUAAUGAGCCAGAGAACAGUGCAAAUAAAGGUAUAGACAUUGAACAAUUAUCCCAGAUGGAGCUUACAGAGUCACAGCUGUACAGCACAAUAUAUGAUCAGUACACACUAGAAUUAACAGACCUUCAGGUGAUGACAGGUAAAAUGAAGGACAACUGGAAACAUAUACAUCACAGAAACUCUACACCGUUACAUCUUGUAGACAGAUUUACUAUCACUCUUCAAUUAGAAAGACGACUGAUCUACACGGCUGAUCCGAGAUUUCCUACUGUAAUUGUUACAGGCAACCUACCAUCACUUACUGUACAUGUUAAUGAACAAAAGGUUCAGAUAAUUAAUGCGUGUGUGAAGUCUUUGUCUCCACCAUCAAACUUAAACCAGACUGUGAAAUCUUCAAGCAGCCAAUCAUUGACAGAGUCCUCUAGUGAUGUGAACAUUAAAGAACUAGGGAAGAGUACUCUUGUAGACUCUUUAUUACAUGACAAGGAGGACAACCCAGAGAAGAAGUUGAAAGAGCUUUUAGAAGAAUCACAGCUGUUUCUUGUUGACUUUACUGUAAAACACAUGUCUUUAGAAAUUCACAGCAGAGAUAGAGCAGUUGCUGAGCUACAGGUGUCUGGUGUGAAGACCAGUGUGACAAAGAGGCCAUAUGAUACUAGUGUAAAACUAAUGGUACAUAGUCUACUAGUAGUAGAUGCUCUACAGACGUACGGACAAGACUUUGAACUGCUGGUCGCCUCUCAUAGAAACAUUACCUUUAAAUCUCCAACCAAUCAGGAAACAGUUGUGGAGAUUGUCAGCUUCUUAAAGAGAACAGUACCCAAAUCUAAACCAUCUGGGAUACGGCGUCCCUCUGCAUCAAAUACUUUGGCAGUAAACCAGUCAAUGUUUGCCGGUUUAUCAAAUUCUGAUACUGAAAGAUCUAGGACUGAGGUGACAGCUGACUUCAACAGAUUGUCUGUUAUGAUGAUGAGACUGGAUACCAGUACUGGUGUAAAGUCAGCUAGAAAGGUUGCCACGGCAACAAUGUCAUGUGCUAGGCUACAAGCUAGCAUAGAUACAGAACUAAGUAUGUCAGGAUCUCUGGGAGGCUUUCAUGUGUACGAUGUCACACCAGAUAAUAAACGGCACCGAAGAUUAUUCAGUGCAGGCAUAGAUGGUGCACAGGAAUCUAUCAUAAGCCCACAUAUGUACAGAACGGCUCAUGAGUCAACUGUAUUUGAUUGUGAAGAAGAAACUAAGGCAUUUUCAUUUCACUUUAGCAAACCACUUAGUAACAGGAGUGACACAUAUUUAGAUACUACUAAUGCAGAAGAUGUUAAAAAAGUCAGUUUGAAAGUUGCCUCCCUUUGUUACACACAUUCACCUAAGACUGUAAAUGAACUGUCUCUUUGUGUAUCUGAAUUUAAGGAAUACAAGUCGUCUGUGGCAAAGUCUUUAAAAUCAGUUGCUAGCGAGGUUGCUAAAGGAAUGGUUGCUAAGCGAUCAGAACUAGGCCUUGGUCAGAAUUCAUUUUUUGGAAGUUCAAGCAGUUUGGAUACUUAUGGUGGCUCAAGACAAAAGCUAAAUCAAGCCACAGAGAAAACAGAGUCGGAAUAUUUUGACAACGUGACGUUUUGUGAUGAAAGUGAAGAUAAAGAUAUGAGAAUUGAACUUGAUGCUUCAUUUGACUCGCCCAUAAUUGUUGUGCCAAAAAAUGCCACAAGUUCAAAUGUACUUGUCGCUCAUUUGGGUCAGAUAACAGUUAGUAACACGGUUGACAAAAGUCUUGGUCAUUCAUUUGAAGAGGUGCUCUCUGAUGGUGAAGGACAAAAACCUGACAGGAUUUUCAUGGAAGUACGUAAUAUGAAUUUGUAUUCUGCAGAUAUUGACAAGAAAACACAAACACAUAAAAAUUCCAUUAAUUUAGAUGGUUCAGUGGAUUACAGAUCAUUGACUAUUGAAAGUGAUAUUGGGACACCAAUUAUGUUUGAUACUACAAUACAUGUGACUAUAGAUCAUUCAGCAAAAAACACAUCUGUGAUUAAUGUCAACAAUACCGGAGAAUAUCCUGGACAUUUUCAACCUAAAGAUGUAAACGAUUUGUUUUAUGAACAAGAAAAACAGCCUGUUUUAGACAUAAGAGCUAGAAUUCAAACACCACUGAAACUUGUUCUUCAGAAAAGUGUUUACGAACAAAUUUUGCAGACAUCAGAUUAUAUGUCUAGUGCAGAUGAGAAGAUGCCAGAAGAGUCAAAUUCAAAUCAGAAUGCAACAAGUGGAGACAGUCUACCAAAAAGCUCGACUGGUUCACCUGAUCUUCCAUCUCAGCCUGAGAGUUUGUCUUCCAGCAGAAUGUCCAGUCUAAACCAGUCUCAGAGUGACAAAUUGUUUGUCACUAAGAAAUUCAGAUUAGAGGUUCCUUUAUUUAGUGUUGAAUUAAGAGGUGAUUUUGGUGAAGGGGACAGAGGUGUUGUAGAACUUAAACUUCACAGAUUUCUCCUAGACUUCCUAAAGGAUAAUCCAGCAACCACGAAAGUGGAGGUCUCUCUGAAGUCAUUAGAAAUGGAUGAUUUAUUAGAAAGUCCAGAUUCUCCUCACAGGCAGAUCAUGGUUUCCAAGGAGCCGAAGAAAGAUGAAUUUGCAAACAUGACACCAAGGGAGUUUUUGUCCCAAUCUUGUCCAGAUAAUGCAAUUGUUGCUCCUGUACCAAUGAUGCCUCAUUCUCUGCCAAGCAGUUUUCAUAACCUUGUGUCAAAGAUGAACCAGCCUGUGGUCACUGAACCAUUUGUUAGACCUUUCUUGUCUUCCCCAGCCUUUGCAAGAGGAAGUAGAAUGCAGCCAGGAGUGAGUCCAAAUACACCACCACCCACUCCUCGUUUUUCACGUAGCCAUUCACAUGACGAGUUCUCAGGUGAAAAUCUAGUACACAUUUCUGUUCUUCUUGUUGACAAAGCUUCACCUGAAUAUAAAGACAAAUACAAUGAAACAAAAAGAUUUGUUGAUGUGGAUUUUAACUGUUUAGACACUAAAAUUAACCAGCAGACAUGGGUGGUUUUGCUAGAUUUCCUAGGUCUUGGAGCAAAAGUACAUGAUGUGGAUAUCCUUGCUGGAAAAGAGGCAGAUCCUAAAAAUAAACCUGUCAAUCCUGAGGAAUAUGAGCAACCUGUUGUAAACUCAGAGAUCAAACUGAAGAUAGAGAACUUAUCUAUAGUUCUUAACAAACCAGAAUAUCAAUUCUCUCAGGCCAGUAUCUCCAAGAUGAACUCUCACCUCUCACUCAGGGACGGAAACUUCCACAUCAAAGGUCAACUAGGAAAGAUUUGUGUCCUUGACCUUUCUCCUAGUGGUAAAUUAUACAGAGAGAGAUUUUUAACAGUAGGUGACCAAGCCCUGGAGUUUGACUUCUUCAAGUUUGGUUUGCCAGACCCAUAUUUAAUCAGAGAUUAUGACAUGAAGUUAAAGCUGCGAAUGUCUUCCGUACGAUACACACAUACCAACAAGUUCCAGGCAGAGAUGCUAGGAUUUGUUCAACAUUUUCUACAGUUACAGGAUGUCCUGGGUAGAAUGAGGGCUGCUUCAGCAGGGAAAAAGAUAAAUGAAGAAGCUUACCACCAACCAAGGAUUUUAUUUGAUAUAGAGGCUGGUUCCCCUAUCAUACUCAUACCUCACAGCUCUAAAACUACUGAUGUACUAGUUGCUGACCUUGGCAGGCUGUCUGUCAAGAACUGCUUUCAAAAAGAUGGUGAUUCUGGUACAUUUAAUGCUGAGAAGCAGUCAGAAAAAGUUAAAACACCGACUGAGAACCUGUCUAAGUCUGGUUCAGACAAAAGCUUUGGUAAACAGUUAGUGUCAAGGUCAAAUUCUCAAUCUUCUGUAAGAUCUAUAAAUAGCCGGACUGGUAUUAUAACUUCAAGAAGUAUUUCACAAACUGAUGGUUCUCAGUCUGGGAUGCAGUCUGUGCUUUCAGAGGAUACUUUUGAGGACUUACUGCAGCAGAGCCGGGAAGAAGAUCCAAUGUCAUCAAGUGUAUAUGGUAGUCUUGAUCAUGAUACAAGAUACGAUGGUAUGUUUGACCCCACUGAAGUGUCUUCUGUAGGAUCAAGUGUGGAUCCUGAAUCACCCAGACAGAAUUCUGGUCUAAAUCUUUCUCUCUCUGAAAAUACAUCUUUCCAUUCGAUGCAAGCUAGUUCUGCAAGUAGUCCAUUUCUUACGCCUUUAAGUGACAUUACAUUGACUGAAAAAUUGACUGGUUUUGCAAAAGGUAAUACCAGUCAAGAUGGAAAUGUUGCUAUGGAGAUAGAUGAUCAUAAAUGCUUGCUGGAUGUUCUGGAUGUGCGUUUAUGUGAUAUGGAUCUGUUUGCAGCAGAAAGGGUAGAGAAGAGACAGUAUAAAGGGAAGAAUCUUCAUCAGGAUCUCGAGUUCCCAUCUUGUGUAAUUCAGAGACAGGGUUGUAAGCUGUUGAAGGAGAAGUGCAUGUUGAACUUACAGAUUGAGAGAAACUUGGAGGGAGAUUUCAGUCAUGCUGUACCAGAUUUUCGAGUACAGGGGGCGCUUUCAUCUGUCCACUGUUGUCUCGAUAUUGACCAGUAUAAACUUAUUAGAGGACUUUUGGAUCAUAACUUGGGAGAGAAGUUUGAAAACUUCAAGAAAGAACUUCUUACACACAUGCAAAAUCCAAAUGUACAGACUGUACUAAGUGGAGAUGUAUGGACAAUGAUUUCAUUCGCUGUUGACCUCAACAAUGUGACUGUUGAACUGUUGACCUCUCAUAAACUUGAUUCUAGUCAGCCUGAGGUCAGCUUAGCCAAACUUGACUUCAUUCGUUCCAGGUUGUCAUAUGACCUGUUUUCUGACCAAUCAAAAGAAACUGACCUUGUUUCCAAGGAGAUACUUAUAAGUGAUACCAGGUUUAGAGAUAUGGCUAUCAAUCUUAAACCCUGUGUGUUUGAGAAGAUUCUACAGCCUACAAAGGAUGCGAGCCCGGACAGUUUACAGUUAGAGCUACACUACAGGGCGACAGUAGAGAGUAUGGGGUUAAAGGUCAUCAUAAACAACAUGAAACUGCUGUGUAGUUUUGAUUGGAUCAUUGCCCUACAACAGUUCAUCUCUACAAAACCAGAUAAUCCUUUCCUAACUGUCCAAGAAUCAGCUGAUGAUAAUGUGGAAGAGGUUCGAUCCCCUACUCUGUCAUCAUCCAGUAAAGGCUCACGUACCACCAGUCCCUUGAUGACAUCUGGUGGUAUAAUAACAAAGAGGGCUGGUUCUCUUGUAGAACAGACUGAUGUUCCAUUUGAGUUGAAGUUGAAUGUAAGGGAUACAGAGUUUGUUGUUGUAGAGAAUCUGGCCUCUGCUGAUACCAAUGCUGUCAUCCUGAAGUGUACAUCAGUAUUAUCGUACAGACCUAAAGCUCAGGACAAGUUACUCUCAUGUACUCUUCAAAGUUUGGAGAUUUUCUCGUGCUCUCUACAAGCGGAGGAAGAAACAGCCCUGUCAAUUGUAGAUCCAAUGUCGGUCACUAUAGAGCUGAUUCCAAACCCUCUACCUAUUGUUAAACCUAACACAUUUACAGCCGGACUGGUUGAUGCGGCAGAAUUUGAUCUCAAACAAAUGCUUCUAGACAUAAACUGUAACACAAUGAAUGUAAGAUUGUCAUACCAGGAUAUGAAGAUGUUUCUGGCUAUAAUGGAUUCUCUACCUAAACAAGCAUUACAAGCUAAUAAAACAGCUGAGUCACCAGUGUCACAGUUCACAGAAGCACAGAUGACAAAGUUAAUGGAUAUGAACUUCAGUCGAGAGGAUUGUUUGAAAUCUUUGAAGUUAAACAAGGACAACCUGGAGGAGGCUGCUGUAUGGUUGACAGAAAAUUCUAAAGUGGUAAAACCAAAGAAAGAUGAUCCUAAAAUAACAGCUGUUGAGGUAAAUAUGACAACAUUCUGCCUAUGCCUUAUAGAUGAUUGUUUAGAUGCAGAUGUUCCUCUAAUACAGCUCAACUUCUUUGGUAUGGAUCUGAAGUAUGAACCUGGCAGGGAAGGUAAAGCCGGGUUCCAGAUAGCAGGGGAUUACUAUAACAGGACACUGUCAGGCUGGGAACCACUCAUUGAACAAUGGAGGUGUCAUGCCCAAUGGAAGAACUAUAAACAAGCAGAAGAAAAGCUAGCCAUAGAAAUUUCAGCUCCUGAUGUAUUGAACAUCAAUGCAACUAGUACAUUGUUAGAACUAUACAAUAUGACCAAGGAUAAAUGGACAGAAGAUUACUACAAACAUAAAGAUGGAUCUCAGAAGGAGCUAUACUCACCUAGUGGAGCUAGAAGACGUCAGCUGUUUACACCUUAUGCUGUACGUAACCAUACUGGAUCUCCAGUCUGGUUUGCACCAGUCACUGUUAACCCUUCCCUGGUGGGGGCAGACACCAUGAAAUACUCCGAGCAAAGAUUUAAUGAAUCUGAAAUGAUAUAUGUGCCUCCGAAUCAGGAAAAAACUUUCAGCUUCCGGAGGAAAGAUAAGAUAAGACACAAGAAAUCCAGCUCAUUGGUUGUGAAUCAGUUGAUUGUGAAAGUAGAUGGAUGGCAGGGAUUACGUCCAGUGUCAGUGGACAAAGUUGGCAUCUACUUCAGAAAUACCCUACCAGAUGUUAGCAAACCUUCCAUCAUUAAAGUGAAUGAUCAGCAACAGGCUAGGAUUGUGUUUGAUAUCCAGCAAGAGGGCAGUGCCAGGAAGGUGAUCACUCUAAGGUCAGCCCUCAUGGUGUCUAACCGGCUUGACACCCCUAUAGAGUUAAAGAUGGACAACCCUAUUAUUCCAGGUCGUUACGAUUACAUCACUGUAAAUUCUUGUCAACAAAAGUCAAUUCCUAUGCCAUUUUUGUCAUCCAGACUCUGGAUAAGGCCUAGUGAUUGGCCGGUUGAACAUUCACAUGAACCAAUCAACUGGCAGCACAUUGGUAAACCAGGAGAAGUAAAAACAACUUUGAGGGAAUGUAAAAUGCCUGACACAAAUGCAGUAUUUAGGUAUUGUGCUGCUGUGAGACGAGAACAUUUUCCAGAAGAAUCUGUAACUAGAGGAUUAUCUCCCCUACCUGGUCAUACAAUAUUGAUUAUGCCCCCUGUAACUAUAGUAAACCUGCUUCCAAUAGAUCUUGGAUAUUACUUUAAGAACACAGAUAUUACUGGAGAUGUUAAACCAGGGAAGAUGGCUCAAAUACCGGCUGCUGAUUUGACAAGCCAGUUAGAGCUUGGUAUAAGCUUGGAGAACUUUCAGGUCUAUAGGGAACUAUCAAUACCCUCUGAUACUAGAAGAUACAAGGUAAAACUGCGACUCAUUGACUCUGAGAAAAGAUUGCUUGAACUCUAUGUAGGGAUAACAUGUAAACUUGGUUCAUUAAAGUUGGUAAUCAGUGCUCCAUACUGGAUAGUAAACAAAUCAGGUUUACCGCUGGUAUUUCGCCAGGAUGGUUCAACAGAGGAAGCCGCAGGACAGUUUGAGGAGAAUGAAAUGGCCAGGAUUGUCUCCCCUUUCUUGUUCAGUUUCACUGAUAAGGAAGCCCCCUAUUUGUGUGAAAUGAGAGUGGGAAAACACAAGCAUGGACCCAACACAAUACCUAUAUGGAGUAACAGUUUUUCACUAGACAAGGAAGCUAAUGUUUGCCAACUACACGUGACGCCUAAAGAUGGGAACCGCCCUGACUGGGUAUAUAACAUUGGUAUUGAGACAAAGCCAGGUAAAGGUCAGUUCCGGCACACAAGUAUUGUGACGUUAUCUCCCAGAUAUCAUGUAGAUAACAUGUCGGAACAUAAACUAGCUGUCGCACAGAGACAUUUCACUAAUAAAGAGGCUAUACACAAUCCAGAUGGUCACUUAACAGCCUUGCCAAAUUGUAAGAUGCCAUUUCAUUGGCCGAGGCAGGAUUUAGAUCAGUUGUUAUGUGUGAAGUUAUUGGACAUUGAGGAGAGUAAUUGGUCAGGUGGUUUCAGAAUUGAUUCAGUGAACUCUUUUCAUAUAAACAUGAGAGAUGGUCGCAAGAAUUCUAUUCUACUGAAAGUAGAAGUUCUGCUACAAGGUCAGACAUUCAGUAUAAUAUUUUCUGAUGCUGAGGAAACACCCCCACCUUUCAGGAUUGAUAACAUGUCAGAGGUACCAUUGUUGUAUUUCCAAACUAAGACUACAGAAGAGAGACUAAGAACAUUUAUAAGACCACAGACAAGUUUGCCAUAUGCCUGGGAUGAGCCUACCCUUGACCCAUAUAUGACAUUGGCUGUAGCUAAUGGUACAACAGCCACCUAUAACCUGGAUAUUCUCGGUGAAGGGGAGCAGCUCACCUACCAGAACUAUCUAUAUAUCUGUGCUACAGCUACAAUACCGAGGGGUGAUGGAUACAGUAAUGAGCGUACAGAUCUUGUUCUAGACUGUGAACAUAAUUAUGUGAAAUUCAGGAAAAAGGAGGCAGGAAAAAGAUCACAGUUAUGGCGUAUGACUAGCAGUGGUAUGUUAGAACAUGAGGGUACAGGACAACCCAUGGAUCCAAGCAAAGCCAGCGCUUCACGGCCAGGUCAGAGAUUCGUACUUGAUAUCGCUGACAUAGCAUACCAACCUGGCAAGCCAGUUGCCCUUGCGCUGAAAAAAGCUGAUGAAAGACGAGCAGCUAAACAGACCUGGAGAUUUGUGGAUGGUAUGCUAUGUUGUUCCACUGGUUUUUUCUGUGUACAGGCUGUCAAUAAUGAUGAUGGCUUACAAGAUGGUGCUAUAGCUAUAUUAGGACCAGGACCAGCAGAGGGUACCCCUGUCCCUGCCUGUAUGCAGAUAUCAUGUCAGAAACUUCAUCCUGGUAGUGGCUGUCUUACUGUACGUAUACAGAUGGACGGCCCUGUUAGAGUUGUACAAAUAAAUGAUGUGAAACAACGGCAUAUAAGAAAAAUGGUAAGCAAGGAUGAUGAUGAUUGGGAAAUCUACGAGGAAUCACUUAACCAUAAAACUAAUGAGAAACGCAAGAAACCAACACAGAAAUAUAUUGAGUUGGAUGUAAAUUUAAAGGGUGGAGUUGGUUUGUCUCUAGUAAACAAGGUGCCUGAAGAGCUGUUAUAUAUUACAUUAAAGAAUAUCACCCUUAGUUAUCGUUCCAACCAGAGAGGUACAACACUUGAAAUGAAUGUAGCAAAUAUUCAGGCUGACAAUCAGUUGUUUGGUGCUAGUCGUACAGCUAUGUUGUUUGUGACACCUACCUCAAAACGAGAUGUUGUAGAAAAUACCAAUGCGUUACUUAUAUCAGCUCAUAAACUUCCCAAUGUUGGCUGGAAUGCUGAAAUAUACAAGCACUUGAUUAUCUCUAUGAAGAAGCUGACUAUUCAGUUAGAAGAAGAGUUGCUAUGGAAACUUGUACAGUUUGCUGGCUUUGGCCAAUCAGAUAAAAGCUUGGAAAAACUAGAUGAGGGAAUUGAUGAUUUACAAAAGACCCUUUCCAGCGUGGCCUCGGUUAAAACAAAACGUUAUUAUUUUGGUAACCUGCGAGUGAAUCAGACAUGUAUAACAUUGAGUAUGUUAAAAGCAUCAGGAGGUUUACCACCUGAUCUAGCCAGCUUAAAGAAAACUAUGGGAAUACCACUGGUAAACUUUGAGGAUGCUGAGGUUGAUAUUGCACGAUUUUGUGAAAGUCAUACAUUUGAAUCUAAAGAAUUCUUCAUGAAUGAACUGAAAAAGCAUUAUAAGGACGAAUUGACAGGACAGGCUAUAAAGAUCCUUGGUUCUGUAGACUUCCUAGGUAAUCCGUUAGGUCUUGUGAAUGAUGUGGCCGAGGGCUUAUCAGGUCUAAUAGAGGAGGGAAAUGUUGGCGGACUUGCUAAAGGCAUCUUUCAUGGAUUCUCCAACUCUACUGCUAAAGUGACAGGAGCAUUAUCAGAAGGAUUGAGUACAGUACACAUGGACAGUAAACACAAUACAAAGAGACAACAGAUUAGAAGUAGUGCUACAUCUAGUGGUAGUCAGUUUAUGUCCGGGCUCAGAGGUUUAGGGCAUGGACUGUAUGGGGGAGUGAAGAGUAUAGUCAAACCUUUUGAAGGGGCAGCUGAAGGUGGCAUCGAGGGAUUUGGAAAGGGUUUAUACCAAGGUGUUACAGGAAUGGUAACAAAACCUGUCGCUGGAGUAUUGGACUUUGCUUCGGGAAUGUCUAACGCUGUCCGUGAUGCAAGUCGACGGUCCUCACACAUGCAGCCAGGUCGUGUGCGCAACCCUCGGUGUUGCCAUGGCACUGGAGGUCUUCUGCCGUCCUACUCAUUACCACAGGCAGAGUCUCAGACUUUGUUAUACAGACUGAAUGAUCAUUGCUAUGAUGAAGUGUUUAUUGCGACAGAUUUGGUACGUGGAGGGGAGACUGAUACAUUAUAUGUAAUGAUUACAAGUCAUCAAGUUUUCUUCCUGAAAAAUCUAGAUCAUCAUAAAGAAAAUAUCAUCCUUAACAUUAAACAUAGUGAUUACACUCAGUGUAAAAACUUUGAAAAAGAUGGGAGGUUUUAUGUAGAAAUCUACAUUAGUAGUAUUAGACACUCCAGUAACAAAAAACCACAAAUAAGAUGUGUAACGAAAAGCACUGCACAAAAGGAAAAUGUUGCUCAGCACAUCAACUAUGCGAAGAAUUUAUUUGAUGAGAAGAAGAUGAGUUUAUCAGUGGUGCAGGACGAGGACGAACAGUUUUAGACAUGUGUUACAUAUAGAAAUGUAUAACAUUAUAUUAUACCAGUAUGUGUUACAUAUACAAAUGUGUAACAUAACAUUAAUCCAUGACUCGGUGUAUCAUUAUUUAUAAUGAUUUAUUUGUUAUCAUUUAUCAAUGCAAAGUAGCCUGUAGAAUGCAAGAAACGGGGGCAAUUAGAAAGAAGAAAUAAUACAUGUACACGUGUAUAUGUAAAACAGCACAUAAAUUAUCAGUUGUUUUGAGUGGUAUAAUUCUCUACUUGGCUAUGGAUAUGUUUAUGAAACAUACUUGAAAUAUAUUUUUUGCAUUCAUUCCAGAUUGGUCCUUGAUUCUUUUUACCCAUGUUGAAUGAGAAAACAAUUAACAAUGUGGAGGAACAAUUUUGAAUCAUAGCAUACACAGUCCUGAGAGGGAAUAUUUGUUGUGAUAUAAGAAAACUAAACAUACAUUUACAGAAAUUUUUACUUAUAUCUUUUUUGCAUAGCCAAUUUUUAUUUUGUUUAUUUUGCCAAAGCAACACCUCAUCAAAAUCUACAUUGAAUUUCUGAGUUUAAACAAUAAGCAUCGCAUCAUUAGAUUUGUAAUAUAAAUAAGGUUUUGUGUUUCUAGGUUCAAUUAGCUUAUUAGCUACAAAAUAUGUAAAAUAUCUCCAGUAAAUAUAGUACCAGGUGCAGUUAGUGUUGAAAAAAAUUCUAAAAUGUUGUAUAAAGUUAGGACAUAAGUAGAUAGAUUUAAUAUUAGAUUGUUGUACAAGAUACUUGGAUGAGUCAAUAAUGUGUUCAUUGAUUUUUGAUAACUAUGUUCAUUCAGUAUAUAUACAAGGAUCACAGUUUUAUUUCAGAAGUGCAUUCACAACAAAUUAUAAUGGCAGGUUUUUAAUAAUGGCAGGGCAGUUUUCUUAAUAAUGGCAGGGCAGUUUUCUUUAUUAAUGGCAAUAUAUAUAAAUUGUCUUGUAUUUCAAUAGUAUUAUUUCUAAAAAUAAACAGAAAAAUGAGCAUUCCAGCAGAUACUUACUUUUGAUAUGUAUAAUAUGAAAAUGUACAUAGUUAUUGAAAAUUAGUGGUUACACUAUUUAGUCAGAUAUGUGCAAGAUUACAGUGAAACUAUUGUGUUCUUAGUUAUAUUGCUAAUAUAAAAGUUCAAGGGCUGUGAUUUUUUAAAUACUAACUGUGGUGAAUUCCAUGUUCUGUGAUUGUGUAUAACAAAAAUAUAAUUGAGCCGCGCCAUGACAAAACCAACAUAAUGGGUUUGCGACCAGCAUGGAUCCAGACCAGCCUGCGCAUCCACACAGUCUGAUCAGGAUCCAUGCUGUUCACUUACCAACUCUAUUACAAGUAGAGAAACUGAUAGCGAACAGCAUGGAUCCUGAUCAGUCUGCGCGAAUGCGCAGACUGGUCUUGAACCAUGCUGGCCGCAAACCCAUUAUGUUGGUUUUGUCAUGACGUGGCUCAUAUAAGCGAGUAGAUGGUCAUUAUGUUGUCACGUCAUGUAUAUAUGUAAUUUUGUAUAUAUAUGUCACUUGUAGUGUUUAUAAACUUUUAGUAAACAUUGAUAUCUCACCAUUAUACUAGCUUGAUGAGGGAAAUUCAAAUUCAUAGGGAUAUCACAAAAUGCAUGUAGUUCAUGUUAAAUCUUGUGUAUUACAUGUAUCUUCUAUAGGUUUGUUGUUCUGUGUAAAUAUAUUGUAGUUUAAAAAGACUGCAUGAGGUCAAUAAACUUUAAUAAUACACAUUGGUGAAAAUAAUGUUUUAUGUUUUAAGUCUGUUGUUGAAUCUAUUUUAUGUUGUUUUUUUUUUUUAAUUUUUGUUUAUAGUUUUCAAAAUUUAACAGAAGAACCUAUUAAGCAGAGAUCCUUAGUGGCAGCUUUCAAAGUUUAUUCUUUUCUCCUUUAUUUGUAUAAAGUUAUAUAUUCUAUGUAAAACUGUCUGAGAAGUUAUAAAACUGAUAUAUUUUUGUACAUACAGUAAUAAAUUAUACAUGACAUUCCUAUCAAUGCAAUUUUUAAAUUGUAUAACCUUUAAUCUGCUGAAGGGACUUGUCCAGUUUCUAUUUUUGGAAAUUUCCAUUAUGAAUUUUGGAGGUAUCGGGAUGAAAAUAUGAAGUUGGUUAGCCAUUAGUAUAGAGCCUGGUCAGAGGGCAGGAAUGUGAGCGCUGGCCUGGCUCUAUACUGGUGGCAAAGGCUACUAACUUUCAGUUCCAAAUGGGAAAGGGUGAAUUAUUUGACUUUUUAUAUUGUAAUAUAAAUCUCGUGUACAUGCAUGGAUUUUAUUGAAAUCUAGAUAUAAACUUAAGUUACAGUAUCUAUAUAAACAGUGCAGAUAUAUAUUUUGUAUGCAAUCUAUUUUUGUCAAGAAAUAUUUGAAUUCUUAAGAUUUUUAUUACUGAUCUUUUUCAAACUACAUGUACAUGGUUAAAUAAGAAAGCAAAACCAACAAUGCCAUGAAAAAAUUGUUUGUGAGCUGUAAAGCAUCAUUAUAUAAUACACUUGAUCUUUAAAGUUAUCAAGUUACUGGUACUUUAAAUGUUUACUGAACCCUUAACCUUUCAUCUAGAUAUCUAUUUCCGACUUUUAGUUGUUUUUACUGUUGUAGAAUGAAUAUUAUAUUAUUUUGAAUUUAUAUUAUUUAGAAUUUUUGAAAACUACAUGUUCAGACUGUAAAUUCUCCAGAAGGACUUCUGUUUUUUUUUCUGUUGUGCAAUCAUUUAAUGUUGUGUUUUUCUAUGUGGCAUGUAGACAUAAAUUUUGUGAAAUUUAGUAAAUCCUGAGCCUUCCAUUUUGUAAGCAAAGUUAAUGUUUUCUUGUAUUUAUCCAUGUGUAAGUGAACAAAUGUGAUGCUUAUGUAAUGAAUCUUUGUGAUUGGCUAAGAUAUGGUCACAUGAUGUGUAAUGAAAGUUAAGAGUGGGCAUGCAAUGAAAAUGUAGCAAUAUUAAAAAUGUAUGUUUAUUUUGUUUAGACAUUUUGUGAACCAAAAGAUGGCAUCAGGAUCACAAUCAUGUGUGUUAAAGUGGAGACAUCAGUUUUAGCAAUACAUGUUUGGUUUUUUUGUAUAACAAGCAAAAUGUAUUUUGUAUCAGAAUUUUGUUUGGCAUUUCAAGUCAUUUACCCUAGUGGUAAUAUUUUAUAAGCAGUGAAGAAUUUCUGAAAAUACUGCUGAACUGAUCCAUGUUUUUCUCAGAGAAGUUAAAUAAUGCAUGUUUGUGAAAAUGUACUUUAAGUGUAUUUUUUUUGCUGUAAAGAAAUUUGUGUAUAGUGUUACUUUUAGAUUCAUAGAAGUGCAUUGUAUUAAAUGUGUAUUUCCAAUUGAAAGCAUAAUAUUAUCAUGAAUUGUUUGUAAUGUUUCUUCGGUGGUGUUUGCUGCCCUUGACUCUAAAUCACUUGCUCCUUUUUUCUCUUGGUUUAAAUUACACAAAUCCCUUUCUUUCAUGUGAGGAAGCUAGCUUAUUGAACAUUGAUGGUUCUAUUCAGGUGCCAAUUUGUGCCUGAAAUAAUGCAGCAUCAAGCACCUGAGAGGUUUUCUUCCACUUAUGUAAAGCUGGAAAAAUGCUGUAUGAUGUUAGCAGUGUUGAAGCUACGUAAAAUCCAACCAAAUGAAUAAAACAACACUGUUUCUCGUAUGUGACAUUUUAUAUUGUACUGUAUUUUAUGGAAGUACAGUAUAUGUGUAUUUGCUGUGCAAUCCAUUAUUUUAAUUGAAGCACAGAUACCAAACAUUGUAUUUUAUUUGUUUCGAGACAAAUUUGGUUUACUCAUACAUUAAUAUAAUCAUCCAGCAACUCUAAUUUGGUGCAGUGUGCUGUUUUGAAAUCAAACUAUUCUUUCUUUUUUUCUAGUCCAUUUACAUAUGCCAUUAUUCCACCUUUACUAUUUAGUCCACCUUCAUUGUCACUUUUUUCUUUUUAUUUUAUUAAAUGUAAAUAUUAUUGUUACAUGUAUAUUUAAGUUGGCUCUAUUUUACGCUUAGAAACAUGUUACCCUUGGAAAUUAACAUGUUUAUACUUACUUGACUUGUAGAAAUAAACAUUUUAUGCUUCAAAUUAACAUGUCAUUUUAAGGUGCUUAAAUAAACAUAUUUUAUUUUGCUUAGAAAUAAACGUGUUAAUUUAUGGUUAAAUAUAAACAUGUAAUUUUAUGGUUAUAAAUAAAAUGUUAUUUUAUGGUUAGAAAUAAACAUGUUAUUUUAAUUCUGAAAAGAACAUACUAUUUCAAACAUCAAGUGGUAUUUUAUUUUGUGAGAUUUGUGUUAUUUUGCAUCAACUAACAUUCACAAUUCAAGGAUAUAAUAAAAUGAGUUAACAGAAUGAAAUUCAUAAUAAGUUUUCAUUUUGCCAUGUUUCCUUUCAAUUUCAUAAUUUACUUUAUGUAUACUUUGCAUAAACGAUAAAUAACUUGCAUGGCCCAAGGAAACAGUAAAUAUCCAGUAAAUAUCCAUCGGAAUUUACCUGUAACAUUCAGUUUAUUAAGAGUGGGGCAAUCUUUUUACAUUUAAGGCAGAUUUAAAUUUUAUCCUAAACAUUUUCCAAGAUCAGCUAUUGGUCAGUGACACUAAUAGCAGAUAUAUGAUCAAUUAAGUUCAACUUGAUGAUGAAAAAAUGAGCGUAAUGUCACUUUAAAAGAGCUUUGUUACUUGAAAUAUUAUGACUUUUAAAUCUACAAGGAUAUAGUCACAUGAUGUAGUUAAACCUCUAUUAUUGUAUAUAUGAAAAGGGUUUGUUGUACAGAAAUAUUACUUUAAAGAAUUGAAAAUGUG